This is a messenger RNA of Neocloeon triangulifer, 1543 nucleotides long. RefSeq lists its product as uncharacterized. The record is from RefSeq and is a predicted model, not a curated record. Lineage: Eukaryota; Metazoa; Arthropoda; Insecta; Ephemeroptera; Baetidae. Bases 361 to 1239 code for a protein of 292 amino acids. The transcript is spliced from 4 exons.
UGAUAAGAAUAGUGUUGCAAUUGCUGAAAUCUAUCUGCGGUUUUCCCAUUAAUGUGGAUUAGCCAACAAUAUAUAGGUCUAUUAAUAUCUGUUUUAAAAUAAAAUUACGGGGGUAGAAUGUGGAUUAGUGUGAGAUUAUACUCGACAAAGGAUAUGAGAACAAGUGCUAAUUUGUUUUUGACGUAAAUCAAGCCAGUGUGUCGACAGCAACUUGCUCAGUCUGCGACAUGUGAAGUGAUAUCAGCCCAGCCGAUUCUCCUACACAAAAUGUUAACCCGCACAUACUUCAGCGCUUAUCAUCUCCUUAGCAAAAAUCAAGCUUUAGAGUGCAGUUGAGUUGUGGCGAAGCACUUGCGAACAAUGGACUUGAAUGACUUGAUUCCAAAAUGCGCCUCUGAAAAUGGAGCAGAGCAGGAUAAGGCAGUUAAAAUUCCAAAUGGUCACCCACCUUUAAGUAGUAAGCGAAGCGUUUACUUGAGGAGUCCACUUUCUCUGACAAAUCUUGCAAUGGAUAUUGUUUUGAAAAAUAGAGAUUUUUAUGAAAAUGAAUACGAAAAUUUCAAGGGGUUUGAAUUAUUAGCUCCGUUCGUUCUUCAAACGCUGAUUGAGUACAUUAACGCCAGAAUAGAUCGUUUCUUAACGGCAAAGUUUACCAAGAUGCUCUUGAAUGAAAAUACUCACUUUGCAUGCAUUGCAAAUGUUGACGAGAAGCACAGAGAGGAAGUCUAUAAAUAUAUGAUCAGACAUUGCGGUCCGCGCUUGAAAAUAAUAGAAAACCUCUGGCUGGACUCUAAUUUAAAAGUGUCAGUGUGUGACCUUCUCAAGUUUAAUAAUUUAGUAAAACUUGAGCUACUACAACUAGAGUGCGACGACGAGAUUCUAAAAACCAUCAGCAUCAGUUUUCCGGAGCUGAGGUCUCUGGCCGUGACGUUUAGAGAAGAUGAUGUUUCUGAGGAAGGAUUAGCUUUUCUGCGAAAUCUGGAAGUGCUUGAAAAACUAGCCUACCGGGUGGAUGAAAAUGAUCACACGGAUUACUUGCGAAUGCUUCAGAGGCUUAUGAAAGACUUUGAACUGAAUUGGGAGAUUAAAACAUUUUAUGUGAGUGGUAUUAGAAGAAAAGUUUCUGUGGAAGAGGAUAAUAGAAGCAGUAGCUCGGACAAAAAACCAGUUGCUGGCCGAAUCGGUUCGUACAUUAAGAAAAAAUUUGUGCGAGCAUUUUCAAAGGAAGGCGGGAUGUGAAUAGAAAAGCCAUUUAAUUAUCUGUGAUCCAGAUUUUAGAUAAUGCCAUUUUAAUCCCUCUAAAAGAGCAGUACAGUCAAAUGAGUAUUUAUGAUAUGGCUCCACUACAUAAUCUUUCAAUUUAAUUCCUUAAAAUUUGUGUACAAUAUUAAUAUUUUACUGCCAAACAUCAAACACUUUGUGCUCAUUUUUGUGUUGUGCAUGAAAUAUCUCAUUGCCUUACAGUUAUUACAUUUAUUAAAGAGAUUCUCAAAAUUUAACUUGAAUAAAGAUUGUGAGUACAAUAAACUAUUUUCUUUUGAUA